Miscanthus lutarioriparius is the source of this 426-nucleotide messenger RNA. The record is from the annotation of a GenBank genome assembly. NCBI's taxonomy places the organism in Eukaryota, Viridiplantae, Streptophyta, Magnoliopsida, Poales, Poaceae.
AUGGGCGGUGGGUCCGGCAGUGCUCUGGCACCCGCCGGGUUCGGCAACCUACGCCGCGAACGACGACGUGGUGGGCCGCGUCGACGCGGGCCCAACCGUUGGUGCGCGGGGAUGCGCUGGCCUAUUGUAGCCAUCGUUGUAGUGGCCAUGGCCGGUGCUUCACCAUCCGUUUCUCCAGAAAAUGUGAAACAUGCUGCCAUGUUUGGUCUGUCAGCAGCAGCAAUGAAGUCUAAGCUCUUUGCCGAUCAAGAGGAACGUGAAGUUCAAAGGCCAGCUGCUACUGUAAUAAAUCAUCAGUUAAAGAGAUUGGAGUUGAAGCUGAAGCAGUUUGCGGAAGUUGAGACCUUGCUCUUGAAGGAAUGUGAGCAAGUAGAAAGGGUUAGACAGAGGAUUUCAGCUGAACGAGUCAGGACGAGGCAGGCAUGA